GAGCCAGGCUGUUGCUGAGCACCCAGGAUCGAGAAGAGGCAGAGGAAAGGGAAGCAGAGAGAAGCAGCCAAGAGUUGGAGCCAGACCAGGAGGAGCCCGAGUGGAGUUGAAGUUCCUUUUGCAGAGGCGGCAGCAAGUAAAGCAGUUGAAACGAUGCUGGCUGUCUUGGGACUGCUCACCUCCUUCCUUUUUUUCCUGUAUGUGACAGCUCCAUCCAUCAGGAAGUUCUUUGCUGGUGGGGUUUGUAGGACAAACAUGCAGCUUCCCGGGAAGGUGGUGGUGAUCACGGGUGCCAACACGGGCAUUGGCAAGGAGACAGCCAGAGAGCUCGCUCGCAGAGGAGCCCGAGUAUACAUUGCCUGCCGAGAUGUACUGAAGGGGGAGUCUGCUGCCAGUGAAAUCCGAGCUGAUACAAAGAACUCCCAGGUGCUGGUGCGGAAACUGGACCUCUCUGAUACCAAAUCCAUCCGAGCCUUUGCUGAGGGCUUUCUGACAGAGGAAAAGCAGCUCCAUAUUCUGAUCAACAAUGCUGGAGUGAUGUUGUGUCCAUAUUCCAAGACAGCGGAUGGCUUUGAGACCCACCUGGGAGUCAACCACCUGGGCCACUUCCUUCUCACGCACUUGCUCUUGGAGCAGCUGAAGGCAUCUGCUCCCGCACGGGUGGUGAACCUGUCAUCCGUGGUCCACCAUGCUGGCAAGAUUCGCUUCCACGACCUCCAGGGUGAGAAGCACUACAACCGGGGUUUUGCUUAUUGCCACAGCAAGCUGGCCAACGUGCUCUUUACUCGGGAACUGGCCAAGAGGCUCCAAGGCACGGGGGUCACCACGUACGCAGUGCACCCAGGCAUCGUCCAGUCUGAGCUGGUCCGGCAUUCCUUCCUGCUGUGCCUGCUCUGGCGGCUCUUCUCCCGCUUCCUCAAAACAGCGCGGGAGGGGGCCCAGACCAGCCUGCACUGCGCCCUGGCCGAGGGCCUGGAGCCCCUGAGCGGCAAGUACUUCAGUGACUGCAAGAGGGCCUGGGUGUCGCCAAGGGCCCGGAAUAACAAAACGGCCGAGCGCUUGUGGAACGUCAGCUGCGAGCUCCUGGGAAUCCAGUGGGAGUAGAGCUGCUGGAAGAUGCGCGGCUGUAUCAAGCCUGGUCCAGGCCAUAACGCAGACCGGGGAGAUGGCCCACCCCGAAGGACUGACCUGGCUGGCUGCUGUCCCAAACACUUCCCUGCUUUGAUUCUCCUGAUCCUUGGAAAACCUCCCCACACCUAACCCUCUUACCAGGCUGAUUCUCGGCAUAAGAGGUUCAUACCUGGAGAGCAUCGUCCUUGAAGACUUGCAGAGUCGGCCACCUUCUCGGGGCAGGAGGACUGGGCAGAUGCCAGGCUGGGCACAGGGAUGGCAGAGGAACCUGGGAAAUUGAGUCAAUUUCCUCACCAAUACCAGAAACCCCAGCCAGCACCCUCGGGAGGUGUCAGUGUUACAUAUUUUCAGGGACAUAGACUCAAACACCUGACCGAUCUCUUUCCUCUUUGAAAUAUUAGUCUGCAGUCUGGACUAUGUGGACUUAAAAAAUGCACAACCCGAGAGUUAAGUUUUAUGGGGGCAAAAUUAGGACAUAAGCCCAAGAGACAGCAUCUCAGGUAGCCCUGAGAAACCACUCUGGGGUGAGGGGGAAGCUAGGAUAUGUGAGUUUUUGCAACAAAGGGAAGAUAGUAGAAACAGAAGAUUUAUAGAUAACCAGAUUUACAGAAGAUUUAUACAAAACCAGUUUCUCUGGGAAGAUGUAAAAGUCUGGGCUUCCCAGAGUUCCCUUUAUGGCUCAGCAGUUAAGGAACCCAACUAGGAUCCAUGAGGAUGUGGGUUUGAUCCCUGGCUCUGCUCAGUGGGUUAAGGAUUCGGCAUUGCCGUGAGCUGUGGUGUAGGUCACAGAUGCAGCUUGCUUGGAUCCCGCUUGGCAACGGCUGUGGUGUAGGCGGGCAGGUGCAGCUCUGAUUCAACCCCUAGCCUGGUUCCACCCUAAAAAGCAAAAAAAAAAAAAAAAAAA
Sus scrofa (pig) is the source of this 2035-nucleotide messenger RNA. It is a transcript of the gene RDH12, whose product is annotated as retinol dehydrogenase 12. The record is from RefSeq and is marked validated. Lineage: Eukaryota; Metazoa; Chordata; Mammalia; Artiodactyla; Suidae.